Molecule: messenger RNA, 1557 nt
Organism: Aspergillus calidoustus
Lineage: Eukaryota; Fungi; Ascomycota; Eurotiomycetes; Eurotiales; Aspergillaceae
Source: the annotation of a GenBank genome assembly
AUGGGCGAGAUAAUCACCUCAGCUGCUGCGAGCCCCGCGAGGCCAGUGGAUGAGCACAAGACAGAAGACGAUACCUCUGGCUUCUACGAAGAUGUGCUCGACACCUCGUUGAUUGACCCCGUCCUGACCAGGAAGAUGGCUCUCGUGAACGGAGCAAUCGACAAGAUUGGCAUGACCCCCUUCCAAUGGAAGCUCUUCUUCCUGAAUGGCUUCGGAUACUCUGUUGAUUCACUCCUGAUCAUCUGCCAGUCGAUUGCCCAACCCAGCGUUGUGACCGAGUAUGGGAAUCCAAGCUCGAAGCUCAAGGGCAUCUCGCUCGGGUCCCAGAUUGGGCUUCUUGUCGGCGCAGCGUUUUGGGGCCUCUCGGCGGACAUUAUCGGGCGGCGCUUUGCCUUCAAUGCCUCUUUGCUCCUUGCUGCAGUCUUUGUAAUCAUCGCGGGUGGUAUGCCUGGGUAUAUCCCGUUUGCGGCUUUGGUCGCUCUGUAUUCUUGGGCCGUUGGAGGCAACUAUAUUCUCGACUCUACCAGCCUGCUCGAGUUCCUCCCCAGCGGGCACUCGUGGCUCGUCACCUUCAUGUCGAUCUGGUGGGCAGUGGGUUAUACCGUUGCCGGGCUUCUAGCAUGGGCGUUUAUGGCCAACUACAGUUGCCCAGCCACCGCAACCCCAGACACCUGCUCGCGUAGUGAGAACAUGGGCUGGCGCUAUCUCCACUUUACCUGCGGCGGCCUCGUGCUACUCCUCAGCAUCCUGCGCCUGCUUGUGGUUCGCAUGGUGCAGACCCCCAAGUGGCUCAUUGCGCAGAACCGCGACGAAGAGGUCAUCACAUUCCUGUCAAACCUCGCGGAGAAAUACGGCCGGCCCAUGACACUGACCCUCGACGACCUCCGCCGCGAGGGCAACGUACACAACACAGAGCGCUCGGCCUGGUCUUCCACUCGGGUCGCUCAACACGUUCUAGGCCUCUUCCAGACCCGCCAGCUCGCGUGGUCAUAUACGGUAAUCAUCCUUAACUGGCUCGUCAUUGGCAUGGUCAGCCCGCUGUACCACGUCUUCCUCCCCUACUACCUCGAAACGCAGGGUCGCAAGGUCGGCGCCAGCUCCACGUACACGACCUGGCGCAACUAUGCGAUCAACCAGGUGUCUGGACUCGCGGGCCCGAUUCUCGCUGCCGUGCUCGUGGAGAGCAAGUUCGUCGGGCGCCGGGGCACAAUGGCGCUGGGUGCGCUGCUGACGAUGGUUCUGCAAUUUGGGUACACGCAGAUUCGCACCUCGGCGCAGAAUGUGGGCGUUUCUGCUGCGAUUUCGGCCGCUUCCAAUAUGUACUACGGCACGAUAUAUGCGUAUACGCCGGAGAUUCUCCCGUCCGCUCAUCGGGCCACGGGGUAUGCUCUUUGCUUGGUGGUGAACCGGAUCGGUGGAAUUGCGGGCGUGCUGGUCGGGAGCUAUGCGAAUGUUGAGACGACGGCGCCUCUGUUUGUUUGUGCUGCGCUGUUUGCGUUGCUCAUUUUCCUGACUCUGCUGCUGCCGUUUGAGAGUCGGGGGAAGAGGAUCCAGUGA